AUGGAGACAAAGCCUCACCCACGCCCGCUGGCUUCGGCUUCCGCUUCGUCGCUUAGCGGCGGUGCCCUCAGUGGCAAGGCCAAUGGAGCGACGGCAGAGUCUUCUCCUGCACUCGCAUCUGCAACAUCUCAACAAUGGUUUGUCGCGUGGCGUUGGUCGUGGUGGUGGUGGUCGUCCUCGCGGCCGCAGCGCUGGCUCUCCCUGACCCCUCCAAACGCCACUUGGGAUACGGCUUGUACGGAGGAUUCCCAGGAUACGGCCUCUCAGGAUUCGGCUUUGGAGGCUACGGAGGCUACGGCUAUGGAUCCCACUAUCCUUACUACGGAUCCUACUACGGAUAGAUGAGGUGCAUCAGGUGAUAAAUUAUUUCUUAAGCUUUCCACUACGAAAUCCAAAGAUUUAUGCCAAUAUAUCUAUGGCGCUAAUAAAGAAUUCAUUCUA
This is a messenger RNA of Penaeus vannamei (Pacific white shrimp), 441 nucleotides long. NCBI's taxonomy places the organism in Eukaryota, Metazoa, Arthropoda, Malacostraca, Decapoda, Penaeidae. The record is from RefSeq and is a predicted model, not a curated record.